Molecule: messenger RNA, 724 nt
Organism: Sorghum bicolor (sorghum)
Lineage: Eukaryota; Viridiplantae; Streptophyta; Magnoliopsida; Poales; Poaceae
Product: NADH dehydrogenase [ubiquinone] iron-sulfur protein 6, mitochondrial
Exons: 3
Coding region: 62-394 (110 amino acids)
Biological process (GO): mitochondrial electron transport, NADH to ubiquinone
Source: RefSeq, a predicted model, not a curated record
CUCCUGUUUGUUCUUUCCCGAAUUCCCCAGCGUCCACCUCGCUCGCAACCUUCCCCCAGCCAUGGCGACCGCGACGCGGAGGCUGCUGCCCGCGCUCCUCAAGACCCUAGCACCAGCCGGCGCGCGCGGCCUCUCCACCGAGAAGGCUGUCGGCGCCGCCGCCGUCGUCGGCAGCCACACCGCUAAGUGGAUGCAGGACACGAGCAAGAAGUCACCAAUGGAACUGAUCAACGAGGUACCUCCAAUCAAGGUUGAUGGUCGCAUUGCUGUCUGUGAAGGGGCUUCUGAAGGUGUUGGACUUGGCCACCCGAUCGAGUAUAUCUGCCUUGAUCUGGAGGCACCUAAUGUAUGCAAAUACUGCGGUCUCCGUUAUGUUCAAGUUCACCAUCACUGAACAGGGAAGAUACUGCCAUUUACCGCUGCAGAAGUUUGGAGUUGAGGAGUUUGUGCAUGCACAUUUGUUUCACAAUGUUCUGCUACUGCUAGUGUACUUUGUACUAUGCUUGAGGGCAAAAUAUUACCUUUGAUGAUCAUCCUCUUUUCGGAUGACCUUUUAAUAAUCCUGUGUUAACUGUGGGUUGAUUUUUCUAUAGAUGAAUUGUGCUCCCCUUUCAGAACACUAUGCAAGCUGUGUGCCUGUGUGUAUUGAAAUCCAACUCUGAAUAUGAAAAGUAUAGAAUUAAUUCUGAGGGCAAUUUAAUCUCAGAAGUUUUAAUUUUCUGGA